GCUAGCGGCUGCAUUGACGGUCCAACGGGCGCGUGCAACAUGAUACGAUCCAUAUCUCGCAUUACUACCGCAAUGCGGCCAGCCUCAAGGUCUUUCAGGGCCCCAGUAACCACUGCACACCAAUCCACCUCGCAGCUGUACGCAAAACGCGCCUGGAGCCGGCCACUCAGCACAAGCGACGGCGACGACGCAAACGCGAGAGCAACCGACGACUACGCGCCGGCCGACGCCGCGGCGAACGUCGUCGACGAGGACGCGCCGGCGCCGCUGCUCACACCAAAACAGCGGGGCAUCAGCAAGAAGGCGCCGCCGCUGAGCGAGAAGCAGAAGAAGAAGCUCGCGGCACUGACUCAGCGUGGGAAGUCAGCUUCGAGUCGACGUGGUCGCCGCGACGCCGUCGACGCGGCCGCAUGAGAGUCUACGCGUCGCGAGAGAGCCGCGGCAGUUUCGCGACGUCGUCGUUCCGUGCAGGCGCAAUGGGCGGACUACGUGGAGUACAUGGACCACCAGCGGACACAGGGGUGGAAGACAUGA
Pelagomonas calceolata is the source of this 534-nucleotide messenger RNA. The record is from the annotation of a GenBank genome assembly. Lineage: Eukaryota; Pelagophyceae; Pelagomonadales; Pelagomonadaceae.